AUGGGCAAGUCCAAAAAGUCCCUGCGUGAUGCUACCCGCCUCUCAGGCCUCCCGCUAUCCGAGACGCUGAUCCCGUCUCCGGUGUUAGCAUUCCCAGAAGAACACUGGGUUACCUCGCCAGACUUGACGGAAUACAACCUGCCCUACGCAGAGAAGGAGAUCGUAGACACGACAGCAUACCUACUCGAGAACCCGGGACUGAGCUCGAGCGUGCUCUUCCGCGCGGAUGUCCUAGGGCGUAGUGGGGACUGUAUCACGGUCGCUGAGUUUGAGGCGAAGGAGAAGGAGAGGAAGAGGGCGUUAGCAGAAUCUGCGUCUACUUCUACGUCUACGGUUCAGAAUGCAGACGUGAAAGAGGAAAAGGAGCCCGUGGCCGAAAAACCGGGCCGGCAAUUCCCAGGGUUCGAGUUGCGGAGGACGCUCGUGCGGCGACUUAUUCCCAGGAACCAGGAGCUCGAUGCGCCGGUCGUGCAGACGUGUCAUCUCUAUCGGCACGAGGGCCAGCUGCAGGAGAGGCGGAAGCGCGACCAAGCGCAAGCGGAGGGGAGGCCGGAUUGGAACGUAAGGUCUGGCACGGGUCGGUUCAUGGUUGUCUACACGCCGCAUGUGGACUCGAAGGAGGAGAUGCCGUACUACCACCCGCUUGUUCGGGCUUUGGCGGUUCUGUAUGAGUGUGACUAUGAUCUAGAGGCUGAGUUGCAGGCUAAGCCUCAACCCCAGGCGCCAGAAGGCGAGAAGAGUUCGAAAGGAGCAGGCACAAUGUCCAUCCAUUUUGUCCCCUGGGAUCAAGAGUCGAUCACGAACCGCCUGGAGCGGUCCCUUGGAAGGCUCAUUGAGGUUCAGAUCCGUACUACGAUGGGCCGGAUCGUACGCAAUAGUACAGCAUCCCUCCACUCAUCCAUCAAGGACAGUGUGAUUCCGCGGGAUCGUAUGCAAAACACGUACUGCCGACUAAAGGCCAAGUAUGCGGCCGACCUGAAGGAGCGGUGGGUGGAGAGCACGGAGCCGAGCAAGCAUGUCUUUGAGGAUUUAGGCAUUGCGGCGUUCCUGGUGGAGUUGUGGAGGGAUCUAUAUGGUGUUUUGCCGGAAGAUGAGCGGAAACAAGGCUCAAGCUCAACGCUGGGAGUGGGCACAGGGUGCUUUCCGGGGUUUGUGGACCUUGCCUGCGGCAACGGCGUGCUUGUAUACAUCCUGAUCAGCGAGGGAUAUUCCGGCUGGGGCUUCGAUGCGCGCCGCAGGAAGACGUGGAGUAUAUUUCCAAGUGGCGUGCAGGAGCGACUCAAGGAGGAAAUAUACAUCCCGAAGCCCUUUUCCGAUGUCCUUCCCAUUGAAGAUCAAAGCCAGGACCAGGAUGAGAACAUGGACAUGGACCAGAAGCAGAUCCAAGCUGAAUUAAACAAGUCAUUACCAACGCACCCCGAACCAGGCCAGGCAUCAAAUGAUGCUGCUACAGCUCGCCCUGGCACAUCCCUCUCUACCCUCCCACCGAACACCUUCAUCAUCUCAAACCACGCAGACGAACUCACCCUCUGGACACCCAUUAUCGCAGCACUUCUCAACCCGACAAGCCCACCGCCAUUCCUAGCUAUACCCUGCUGCUCGCAUUUCCUCUCCGGGGCGCGGGGUCGCUUUCGGUCUCGAAAUCAGCCACAGCCCUCAUCCUCGUCUACGCAAGAACAAAAUCAUCAAAGAGCCGAAGGCGAAACCGAGAUUCAACCUCAUGACGGAGACCGGCCCGAAUAUAAGGACGAGGAAGAGGGUGGGAGUAAGGAAAAGAGCAAGGAUAGAAGCAAGAGCAAAGAUAGAAGCAAGAGCAAAGACCGAAGCAAGAGCAAAGACAGAACCAAGCCCAAAACGAAGAAAAACUCCCCAGAAACCGGCGACCUCAAAGCCAUGCGCAAAGCCAAGCUCGCCGCGUCCGACCCCCACAACACCAAGGCCUUCUCGGCCUCGACCUACGGCGGACUCACAGAUAAACUUAUCGCGAUAGCGAAUGAGCUCGCUACGGGCACUGCAUACGUCGGUGAGGUCGGCGCCGGAACUGGCGCCGACUCUGACACCGUAGUAAAGACACUACUACGCAUCCCGAGCACGAGGAACAUCGGCAUCGUCGGCGGAAUAUCCAUGGUAAAGGCAGAGUCACAGGGUGAGGCAGAGGGAAAGCCACCACGGGCUCGAUUAUCGUCGAGGUUGAGCAGGAGUGCGAGCGGGAGUGGACUGCAAGGCGGCAAUGGGGUUACAGAAGAGGAGGUUCUGGCGAGAGUUACGGCGAUCGUGGAGAGGGAGUGUGCGCGUGAUGGAGGCGUUGAGGCUGCAGCGAAGAUCUGGAUUGAGAGGGCUAGGAAGUUGCAGUCCAAGACUGCGAGGGCGAGUAAGCACUGA
Molecule: messenger RNA, 2382 nt
Organism: Aspergillus mulundensis
Lineage: Eukaryota; Fungi; Ascomycota; Eurotiomycetes; Eurotiales; Aspergillaceae
Gene: trm44
Product: tRNA (uracil) methyltransferase
Exons: 1
Coding region: 1-2382 (793 amino acids)
Biological process (GO): tRNA methylation
Molecular function (GO): tRNA (uridine) methyltransferase activity
Source: RefSeq, a predicted model, not a curated record